Nyctereutes procyonoides (raccoon dog) is the source of this 1713-nucleotide messenger RNA. RefSeq names its product ISL LIM homeobox 2 (gene ISL2). The transcript has 7 exons. The record is from RefSeq and is a predicted model, not a curated record. Gene Ontology annotation, molecular function: DNA-binding transcription factor activity, RNA polymerase II-specific; cis-regulatory region sequence-specific DNA binding. Gene Ontology annotation, biological process: positive regulation of transcription by RNA polymerase II; neuron fate specification; axonogenesis. Bases 1 to 1209 code for a protein of 402 amino acids. Gene Ontology annotation, cellular component: nucleus. Lineage: Eukaryota; Metazoa; Chordata; Mammalia; Carnivora; Canidae.
AUGUCCCGGGCGGCCGCCUCACCCCGCGCGCCACGUUUGCGGCUGAUCCUUUUCGUUGUCUUCCCCGAGAGCCGGCUGGGCGCGCGGCCCGGGUCCUGGCCGGCCGCGCCCUCCGCGCCCGCGCCCCGCUCGGUUGAUGUGGUUCUCCGCCCCCCGCGCCUGGGUGCGAUGGGGGACCCUCCCAAGAGGAAGCCCGGGACCGCCCUGUGCGUGGGCUGCGGGAGCCGGAUCCACGACCAGUUCCUCCUGCGGGUGUCGCCGGACCUGGAGUGGCACGCCGCCUGCCUCAAGUGCGCCGAGUGCAGCCAGUACCUGGACGAGACCUGCACGUGCUUCGUGAGGGACGGGAAGACCUACUGCAAGCGGGACUACGCCAGGCUGUUCGGCAUCAAGUGCGCCAAGUGCCAGGUGGGCUUCAGCAGCAGCGACCUGGUGAUGCGCGCGCGGGACCGCGUGUACCACGUCGAGUGCUUCCGCUGCUCCGUGUGCAGCCGCCAGCUGCUGCCCGGCGACGAGUUCUCGCUGCGGGAGCACGAGCUGCUGUGCCGCGCGGACCACGGCCUCCUGCUGGAGCGCGCGGCGGCCGGCAGCCCGCACAGCCCCGGCCCGCUCCCCGGCGCCCGCGGCCUGCACCUGCCAGAGCCCGCGGCCGCCCGGCAGCCCUCGCUGCGCCCGCACGUGCACAAGCCGGUGGAGAAGACGACCCGCGUGCGGACGGUGCUCAACGAGAAGCAGCUGCACACCCUGCGGACCUGCUACGCCGCCAACCCGCGGCCGGACGCGCUCAUGAAGGAGCAGCUGGUGGAGAUGACGGGCCUGAGCCCGCGAGUCAUCCGUGUCUGGUUCCAGAACAAGCGGUGCAAGGACAAGAAGAAGUCCAUCCUCAUGAAGCAGCUGCAGCAGCAGCAGCACAACGACAAGACGAGCCUCCAGGGAUUGACGGGGACGCCCCUGGUGGCGGGCAGCCCCAUCCGCCACGAGAGCGCCGUGCAGGGCAGCGCCGUGGAGGUGCAGACCUACCAGCCCCCGUGGAAAGCCCUCAGCGAGUUCGCCCUGCAGAGCGACCUGGACCAACCCGCCUUCCAGCAGCUGGUCUCCUUCUCCGAGUCUGGCUCGCUGGGCAACUCCUCAGGCAGCGACGUGACCUCCCUGUCCUCGCAGCUGCCCGACACCCCCAAUAGCAUGGUGCCGAGUCCCGUGGAGACGUGAGGGGCCCAUCGUCGCCAGCCUGCGGACCUCGCAUGCUCCCCGCAUGAGACGCACCCACGCUCAGGCCAUUCCUGUUCCGAAAACUCUCGCCUUCGUAAUUAUCAUUAUUGUUAUUUAAAGAGAGACGCCGCAGCGGCCAGGAGGCCCGAAGCUGCAGGGUGCAGCCUGCUCUCACCAGGCCGGAGGGCCCUGCUCUAAGAACGGCUAUUUUUUCAAAACCAGAAUUUGGGAUUUACUAGGGUCAGCUGUGCGCCCGCCCUGGCCCUGCCGCCGCCGCUGCCGCCCCGUCCGUCUGGGUGGGGCCACCGUGCCGGCUCCUGCGGCUCCCCGGGCCCGAGGGGACAGAGCCGGGUCCCAAGUGUGGGGCUGCAGGAGCAAAGCGGAAACGGGACUCUCCUUGGAAACGUUCUAAGUUAUCAGUCGACGGAGGACAGCGUGUGAGCCUUUGCCGAACAAAACGUAAGUUAUUGUUAUUUAUUGUGAGAACAGCCAGUUCACGGUGGG